Messenger RNA from Symbiodinium necroappetens, 1599 nucleotides. The record is from the annotation of a GenBank genome assembly. Lineage: Eukaryota; Dinophyceae; Suessiales; Symbiodiniaceae.
AUGUCCUCCAUCCAGCAAGUGGAGGGCACCAAUCUGCACUUUUACCAGGAUUGUGGCGAGAGCCCUGUCUUCAAGGGCAUCUUCUGCAAGAAGCAUUUGCCGCCGCCGCCUCUGGCAAGAGCACGCGGCAAGCGGCUGGCCGCAGAGCAGGUGCGAGUGAGCAAGCGACUCUGUUUCGCUGCGGAACCUGCUACGCUCCUGCAGGCACACUGUGCCGGAGCUGCGAUCGCGACACCGCCGCCGUUGCAGCUUGCAGUUGCAAUGCGAGCCACAUCUCAGGCGGCCUACAGACAGCGUGGGGGAAUCGCAGAUAUCGAUACGGAUGCCUGCGGUGACUUCGUCACGUGCAGAACAUCCAAAAUGCCGCGGCGACUCAACCGACGAUCCGGGGGCUGGCUGCUUGCGUGCACCAGCGAUGGCAUGGUGACUUCCCUGAUGGAGUUCCUGGGAGGUCUGAACAAGGUUGCGGACAGCCCGGAGCACGGACCAGAGUACGCUUUCAACUUGCCGGACGGGGUGGCCAGCCGUUUCCGCUACACAGUGGAGGACGGCGUGCCGUGGGCGCAGUUCCGGGUGCCUAAUCGAGACAUAGAGGAUCAUGCAGAGCUUUCCGUCCGAGCUGGGGCAGUCCGAGUAGUGGAAAGGUUCACUGCGCCACACGAGGUCUUGGCGUUCGACCAAAGUGGCCGUGGAGCUUUCCUCGCCUACCAGACGUUGCUCUCUGUGCGUGCAAACGCUGCUGCGCAGGUCGGCAGCGACGCCCUGGCCACGCGAAUGAGCAUUGCCCCGUGGCAUCUGGGUAUUUUGAGCGCUUUAAUGUACGUCUUCGAUGUCUUCGUGGGAAGCUGCGGAGCGCCUGUAGCCGCUGCUGUGCUGAUUUCGGAGCAGCAUGUUUGUCGCGCAUGGGCGCUACUACAACUGCUCUUGCAGAUACGGAGCGUCUGGGGCAAGCAAGAAGAGGAGGGCGUGAAACCAUGUUCAGUGAAAGUUCCUCCCCGGGACUUUCAUGCUAUGGUUGGCAAACAUUGCAGCCUGCCCACUGAGCCCAUGGCCGCAUUUCCUGCCACACAGCCCUACCAUGAGAAGCCACCAAUUCCCACAGAAAAGGAUGCCGUCAAACAACUUUUGACAGGCAAGGAUUUCGACGAUUUCCUGAAGAAAGGGUACGGUGCCUAUGGAGCGUCCGCGCAGUCAGUCCAGUCCUUUCUCACGGAUCGGGAGAUAAUGCGGAGAACCGUUCUUCGCGGAAAACCGAAGGUGACCUACAAAGAUCUCUCUCUCCGCAAGAACGAGAAGACAGCGGACGGCAAGAAGAAACUUUCUGUGCCGAAGGAGACAUGGAUUCAAGUGAUGCGGGCCGGCCUGGCGGAGCACCCCAUCGGCAAGAUCACCGCCGACGCAAACCCCGUUGUCGAGUUCAGCUCCAUUCCCCCAGACGAAGCGCCGCGUGUGGCUUUCCACAACUUCUUGGUGGAUCUCUGCAACGUCUCCGUGCGCCAGUUCGCGGAGACCUUGGCGGCCACCAGCUCCAGACCCAAAAAACGGGCCAAGCAAGAGGAGGCAAGUGAGUGUGAGGAGGACGACGAGGCCGACACGUGA